UCAGAAGAGUUCCAAUAAAAGUAUUGUAGUAUUAGUGUUGCUAUGAUACAACUGAAUGGUAUGGUUGUAUUCAAUGUUUUGCCACUACACUGGCUGUUGGGUAGUUUACCAAAUGACUGAAACAUACAGAUUGAUAAUCUUAUCAUUUAUAUUGUAUGAAAGCUAUCAUUUUGAUGAUAUGCUUAGCCAAUGUGCGAUAUGAAUGAUGCUCAACGCACUUCUGCCUUACAUUCUGCAUGUAAAAAUGGAAAUCUAACUUUAGUUGAGAAGAUUUUAUCUUCGGAAAAUGCUGACAUCGAUGCCUUAAGGACAGAACAUCAGGUGUCAAGAACUGCAUUACAUUUAGCAUCUGCAUAUGGAGAAAUACAAGUGGUACAGUUGUUAUUGAAGGUUGGUGCUAAUCCUCUUAAGGAAAAUAGUGCGGGUAGAACAUCUCUACAUGAGGCAUGUACUGGUGGACAUACUGAAACACUUCGUCAACUUCUUAAGUAUACAGAGAGUGUAGACCAAUUUGACCACCAAGGACAGACGGCAGCUCAUACUGCUGCCUACCAUGGAGAAAAAAAAUGCCUUUCUCUUCUUAUUGAUAAAAACUGUGAUCUUAAUGUUGUAGAUUAUCAUUUAUGCACUCCAGCUCAUUUAGCUGCAAAGCAAAACCACAGUGACACACUAAACUGUUUGCUAAAAUCUGGAAAAGUAGACAUUAUGAAGUCAGAUAGACAUGGAAGAACUCCAGUUCAUUUUGCUGCCAUGUUUGGCAGUCUUGAAUGUUUAAAGGUUUUUAAGAAACAUGAAGUUGACCUCUUGGUAGUUGACAAUGAUAGCGCAAUGGUUCAACACCUUGCUGUUGCUGGAGGACAUCUUGAGUGUUUAAAGUACCUCAUGAAACUUGGGAUACCAUUAACAAAGAAAGAUAAUGCUGGAAGAAUCAGUUCUCACUAUGCUGCUCAGAAAGGAUCAUUAGCAUGUCUACAUUGGCUAUUAGAUCAAGAUAUGGAUGCAAAUGCUACAGAUAAUUCAGGUAACACACCUGCUCAUCGAGCUGCAUCAGGUCAUAUGUCAGCAUUGGCAUGCCUUAUCAAUCAUGCUGCAAAUAUAUCCCUGACCAACCAUCAAGGAGACACACCUGAAGCACUAUCAAAAAAACAAGGUCACACUACUGGAUACAGGAUGGCUGUCACUGGUAAAAUCCAAUGCUCAUUUUGUGUGAAGCAAAAGGAACAACAUAAACAUGAUGUAGACCAUCAGCAUUCAUUUGCUGAGAAUUGUAUUGAUUUGGAAAAGACAACUAUUUUUAAAAUGCCAAUAAAAAAGUCAAGAGCACCAAUUAGUAAAAAGAUGAGUGAGUCUGGACAAUGUGCAUUGAGACAAACCAUCAAAACAAGAAACAUUUCCACACAGUUUUAUGGUGAACAUUUGUUAACAAAUGAGUUCUUUUAAAUUAUUAACCACCAUAUAUACCAUUAUUAUAACUCUAACAAUUGUGCAAAGAUAGAUUAAAAAAGUUUUAAAAAAACCAUUUAUGACCUGAUUAAUACACCAGUAAUAUAAUGA
Messenger RNA from Xenia sp. Carnegie-2017, 1554 nucleotides. Its product is annotated as serine/threonine-protein phosphatase 6 regulatory ankyrin repeat subunit C-like. The record is from RefSeq and is a predicted model, not a curated record. Lineage: Eukaryota; Metazoa; Cnidaria; Anthozoa; Malacalcyonacea; Xeniidae. Gene Ontology annotation, molecular function: protein binding. The coding region runs from base 190 to 1440 and encodes 416 amino acids. The transcript is spliced from 7 exons.